Lycium barbarum (goji berry) is the source of this 4891-nucleotide messenger RNA. RefSeq lists its product as uncharacterized. NCBI's taxonomy places the organism in Eukaryota, Viridiplantae, Streptophyta, Magnoliopsida, Solanales, Solanaceae. The transcript has 2 exons. The record is from RefSeq and is a predicted model, not a curated record. Bases 3058 to 4605 code for a protein of 515 amino acids.
UUUCUUUUCUCCAUUCUGCUUUAAUCUCUCUUUCAGGUAUUCAGGUAAGUUGUCAUUCUUUCUAUUUUUCUUCACUCAAAUGUUUUCAUUUAUCUUUUAGAUUAUUUUAUGUGCUGACUUUUGGGUCUUUGAUUUUCUCUUGCUACUUUUUUAUUUAAUUUGUGUUUUUCCUCUGCUUUCUCAACCAUGGAUGUGUUUCGGUGUUAUUUAAAAUAAAAUUUUAGGGUCUGAUUUCUCUAACUUGCAUGUGUUAGCUAGGGUUUUAAAUAAAUAAAUAGUACUAGAAGUUAAGACUUCCCCUCUAAUUUUAUGCUGUGUUUCAUAGUGCAGAUUUUGCUAUUAUUGAGCAGAGUAGUAAUUUGUUGUUGUGAUACUGUGCUAGAGUGAGCGUCGUGGUGAGUCUUAAUCUUUUAUUGCCACAAAAUUUUAGCUGGAAAUCAGUUAGCUUUUCUCUUGAUAUCAACUGAGAAAUCAGUUGGUCUAUGUUGCUUUAUAUUCGAUUCUGUGUAGAUUGUUAGAAAUAGAUUCAGUCUCAAGUAUCCUUUCUAAUCCCUUGACAUGUAAAUUAAAAGCAUAUUUGUCUAGAUGUUAAUUGUGACUCUACCCAGAAAAGCUGAACAGAUGGAUAUAGUAAAGCUGAAAGUUGUAGCAGAUAAGUUCUUUGGUAAAAGAAGUUCAUUUUUAUUUUGGUCCAUAGAUUGCAUAGGCAUUAAUUGAUGGUGCAGUCAUAGUAAUCUUUCACAUAUUCUUUGUUUGGGGGAUGUUCGAUGGAAAGUAGGAAGAAUCCUUUGAACUUGGGAGAGCUUCAAUUUGGAGGUACUCCUAUGUUACCGAACAAGCUAACUGUGAACAGUUUAGUAGUGGAAAUUCGAAGUUAGUGUUCCAUGUUGGAGGUCUUUGAUUGAAUGGGAAUAUAAUGUUCUUUGAUUUUCAACGAUCAGUAAGAAAAUAGUUGCUGAGCUUAUUUAGACCUCCUAAAUUUGGGCUAGAGUUUCAUAGACGUUCUUACCAUAUUCAUGUUAGAGCCAGUUCUAAAGAAGGAUAGACUACUAACCUUCUUUGAUUUGUGCAAAUAAGAAAAAGAAGUAAGGAAGGAAGUGGGAGGUGGGUUUAGUAUUUGCAAGAAGGGAAAUUGAUUGUGCAGAAAUGGAGGUUUGGUAGUUGACCUGAUGGUAUGCAAUCCAUGUGUUGGAAUGAAAUAUAUCUGAAUAGAGUGGAAUGGAAGCUGAAGAAUGGUAUAAUCGACCUCAACUGAUUUGGGAUUUGAAUUAGUCCAAUGAAGCCCUUGCUGAGCCCGAGCCCAAGGUCAAGGUAAUAAUGCACUUCAUAGGUUUUAACUGAAAAAAUAAUAAUUAGUGUAUGUUUCUUAGGCACAACUCUUUUAAGAUGAUAGCAUUUAAUCUCAAUCCACUUGGGCUUCCUUUUUACCAGACAGCAUGUUCCAGUCAUCGUCCGGGCUAAUAUUUUGCUCUGCCUCUGUAACACAAAAAGGCAAGAGAUAAUGAAUGCUUCUGUUUUAAGAAUGGCCUUGUAGAAUUUUGCCUUAUCAGGAAAAAAAUUAAAAAAUAACGAUCUUGAAGAUGUUUAUCUUCACUUAUGUAUUACUAGACUAGAUGUAUUUAGGCAACUACAUACAUGUUUUACUUUUAAGACAACUUGUAGGCGUUAUGUUUCCCUAAAUCAAGCUGUAUGAAAGUCAAAUAAACGAAGCUUUGUGAGUUGAUUCUGCAAAUUGGUCUAGCCUAUAGUAUUAUCCCUGUCACUUCUAUUGGCUCAAAUGAUAAGUCAAUAGUAACAAAAGGUCCACAACUCUUAAACAUUUCCCUUGUUUGAUUAAGGGAGCAAUAAGAUGGCAUAUGCACUUAAACUUAUUUAUUAUAGGAUAAAGUUCAACUAUAUGAAGCACAUAUAUGGACAGUCCCUUUGAGCUUCCUCUGCCUUUUGGCCUACAAAAUACAAAAACUAAAUCUAAAUAGUUAAUGAAAAAACUGAUUUCUUUCAGGAAACUUAUCAAACACAUAUGACACAAAUAGUAUAACCUAAGGAGUUAACAAUAUACAAUUUUUAUGAGCUCAUAUGGGAGAAAAUUCAAACAUUGUAUUGUCUUCUUUUAUGGAAGAUUUGAUUGGUUGAGAUGUUGAAUAGGUCAUAGUUGUUUAGACACUUAAUAUUCAGAUGUGUAUUCAGAUUCAGACGUCUUAAUCUUAAUGAAAACAAAUGCACUCUAAGAGUCUAUUUGAUUUAGAUUUAUUAGAGUAAUUAUUUAGUAACUUCCACGUCAAAAGCCAUCUCAAGGGAGAGAUACCAUCAAUAUGAGUAUAAUUUUUUGGAGAGAGAUACCACCAAUCCGAUUUCUGUAAUUGUUUAUCUUCAUAUUUUAUUACUAUUUUUUGUUUUUAAUUGUAUGGGUGUGUGUGCUGUAAGAAUAUAUUAAAUUUUAACUAUGACAAAAAAAAAGGGGGUUCUAACUGAGUACUUUGAAAUCAGAUGUCUGACAAAAAAAAGAAAGACGAACGACGUCCAAAUGGAGAAAAAUCUUAGACGUCGUAUUGCCUAUAAAGAAAUGCCGCCUGACCAAAAGGUAGCACUUCUAGAACGGCGUUGGGUAGAAUAUGCUGCGAGAAGACAUACUCUCUUAGAAAAUUUUACUCCUAACUGUUUUACUCAGAAAAACAUGAUUUCAGGAGAACCUGCUCUGUUCAUUCAAGAGACACCUUCUUCUUCUCGAAUUGGUUGGUUAAAUCAAACUUUAUUUUUACUUCGCCGCUCUAUUUACGUUAGAUCUUACAAAAUUAAAAUAUUUCAGGCCGCAAAUCAACACAAGUAGGUUGUUGGAAUAUCAAUCCGCUACCUUCCUAUCCUACUAUUUUAAAAAAGGUCCCAAAUUGUAGAUUCUGCAAAGCCAAAAGAUUUCAAUAUGAAACCCCAAGCUUUUGCUGUAGUAAUGGUUCAGUAAAAUUAGUUUCACACCAACUACCUCCUGAAUUAAAAAGUUUCUACUAUGGAAACUCCGAUGAAUCCAAUCAUUUCCGUACUUAUAUUAGAACAUACAAUAAUAUGUUUGCAUUCAUUUCACUUGGAGUAAAGUACGAUAAGGAAUUGGCACAAAGAACUCAAGGUAUCUACACAUUUAAAGUUGAAGGACAAAUGUAUCAUUUUCUCAAUAGCCUCACUACUACAGAUAACAAUGCAAGAAAUUUACAACUUUAUUUUUAUGAUAAUGAGAAUGAUAUAGUUAAUGGAAUGGCCUUUUCAGAAAACCUCAAUAGAUCUGUUAUUGCGAAAUUAGUCGAUAUUCUAAAAAUUAAUCCAUACUCCGUUUUUCUAAAAUCUCUAACACAUAUUCCAGACUUAUCCAACUUCUACAUCGCACUUAAAUGUGAUUCUGCUUUGGACCAACGGACAUACAACUUACCCAGUGUUUCAGAAGUUGCAGCUAUAUGGACUGAUGAAGAAUUAGACAAUCCUGCUUCUACACCACAUAUUCGUGUUUACACACAUAGCAACACUAACCAACUAGUUCACUAUUACUAUGGUUGUUACGAUGUAUUACAGUAUCCUUUGUUGUUUCCCUAUGGUGAAAACGGUUGGCAUUGUGGUAUUCAAAGAGUUAUACAAAAAGCAAACUUCCCUAGAAAUUCUUCUUCUUGCAAACAUCAGAACAUUCCAAGUGUAUCCAACAUGUCUUCAAUUGAUGGACUUCUUGAUAUUGAACAAGAAAUUUUGCAGAAAAAAAGACAGAAAAAGAACACUGUAUCUUGUCGUGAAUAUUACUGUUACAAACUUCAAAUUAGAGAUGAUGAAGAAAAUGAUACUUUACAUUUUGGGAGAGUAUUCCAACAAUUUUCUGUAGAUCAAUACAUAAAAGUGGAAACACAAAGAUUAAACUUCUUGUUAUUCAAUCAAUAUUUAUUUCGAAUUGAAGUAUUAGCAGGACUUAUUGAUCUUUUAAGACUAGGAGAAAGAGAAGCUUCAAAUAUUGGCAGAAAAACAUUCCUUCCUGCUAGCUUUACUGGGGGUCCUAGAGAUAUGCGACGUCGAUACAUGGAUGCCAUUGCAUUAGUACAACACUUUGGAAAACUCGAUAUCUUUCUGACCAUGACAUGUAAUCCUUCAUGGCCAGAAAUAGAAGAUUUCUUACUACCAACUGAUGAAAUACAAAAUAGACCUGAUUUAAUUAACCGAGUAUUUAAAGCAAAACUAGAAGAACUAAAAUCUGAUAUAGUUAAAAAAAGUAUAUUCGGAAAAGUUGCUGCUUUUAUGUACUCUAUAGAAUUUCAAAAAAGAGGUCUUCCUCAUGCACAUUUCCUUGUUAUACUUGAAAAUGAGUAUAAAUUAUUGACACCUGAGGCUUAUGAUAGAAUUGUUUGUGCCGAACUACCAAAUCCCGAUACAAAUCAAUAUUUACAUUCUUUGGUUAUUAAGCAUAUGAUGCAUGGACCUUGUGGAACUUUAAAUCCUACAAAUUCGUGCAUGAAGAAAAAGGGAUAUUGUAAAUUUAAAUACUCCAAAAGUUAUGCCAAUGGAACAUCUAAAGGUCAGAAUUCAUAUCCAAUAUAUAGGAGACGAGAUACUGGAAAAUUUGUAAAAAUUAGAGCCCAAUAACUUGACAAUUCAUGGGUAGUUCCUUACAAUCCAUAUCUACUAAGCAAGUUUAAUUGUCACAUAAAUGUUGAAGUUUGUGCAAAUAUUAAAGUUGUUAAAUAUCUCUAUAAAUACAUUUGUAAAGGGCAUGAUAAAAUUGCUUUCAAUCUACAAAGUAAUGACACUAAUAAUACAGACAUAGAUGAAAUAAAGGAAUAUAGAUCAGGCAGAUAGGUAUCACCUCCAAAAGCUAUGUGACAUUUGUUUGCGUUUCAUAUCAAUGAGAUGAAUCCCAAUGUAUGCCAAC